AUGUCAACAUCGAAUAUACCACCUAUUCCUGCUUCUGCCUAUGAAGAAGGUUUAUUUAUUCAAGAAUUAACUCCUAUUGGAGGUAGUCUUGUUGGAUCUUUUUUUGUUGGACUUAUUCCAUUGUUGACUGUACUAGUGAUGUUAGGUGGUAUAAAAGCCCCUGCUCAUUAUGCAUCCGCUGCUGGUCUUAUUGUUUGUAUCUUUAUUGCUAUUUUUGCUUGGCAUAUGCCAGCUCAACAAUGCUUUGAAAGUAUUGCAAAUGGAAUAGUUUUUGCUAAUUGGCCUAUCAUGUGGAUUGUCGUCAACGCUAUGUUUAUAUAUAAUACAGCUGUGCUUUCUGGUAUCUUUGAUCUUUUUAGAAGAUGGAUGAUCACUAAUACACCUCCAGAUCAACGCGUUAUUCUCCUAAUUGUCGGAUUUGCCUUUGGUGCAUUAUUAGAAGGUGUAGCUGGUUUUGGUACUCCUGGUGCCAUUUGUUCCGCAAUGAUGGUAUCACUCGGUUUUGAUCCGGCUGAUGCUCUAGUUUAUACCUUGGUGUUUGACACUGUUCCUGUUGCAUUUGGUGCUCUUGGGAUACCUGUUACGACAUUGGCCACUCUCACUGGCUUAUCACCAUUGGCCUUGAGUGCUAUGAUGGGUCGACAACUUCCUCUCAUGUCUCUCUUUUUACCGUCAUAUGCUUUGCUUUUCUUCGCAGGUCCUCGUGCUGGACUCUUGGAAUGUUGGCCAUUGGCUCUUAUUGGUGGUUUAUCUUUCGCUGUCAUUCAAGGAAUAUUCGCCAACCUUGUAGGUCCUGAACUUCCUGAUCUUAUUGCUGGUUUGGUAUCUCUCUUUUCGCUGAUUAUUUUUGUACAAUAUUGGAAACCUCCUUAUCGUCCAGAAUUUGCUGCCAAGGUUGCAUUAGCUGAACCAAAUACUGAUGAAGAAUCAAACUCAACACCAAAUCGCUCGGAUAAUUCUAUAGAUACGACUGGAAACGAAAAGAUUGAAGUCUCAAGCACCGGUCACUUGCCUCAGCAGAUUGAUAACAACAAUAACGACAGCAAUAGCGGUAACAACGACAAUAGCGGUAACAAUAGCGUUAGCAACAACAGUAACAACAAUGGUAGUAUCAGCAGUAGAAGUAGCGUUCAGAGCAACAUCAAAAAUGGAGAAACUACAAUUCGUGAAGUUCCAUCACCUGUUUUACUCAAAAAGACUACUUGGUUAGAAGGUGCUAUAGCAUGGAGUCCUUGGCUUAUUAUAGUUGUAGUGGUGAUCAUAUGGACUUUUACCAAGGCCAGCGCUGUAGGUCAAGUCAGUGUUUAUUGGCCGAAUUUACACCAGCGGGUAUGGUUGACUCUGUACGGUAAAAAGUAUGAUGCCAUUUGGAGCUUUCAACCUCUCGCCACAGGUACAGCUAUUCUUGUCUCAUCUGUACCUUUCAACAUCAUUGUACUACUUUAUGGCGGUCAUCCUCGUAUUUUCCUUCAAGCUAUCAUCAGAACGGUUAAACAGCUUAUAUUCCCUGUGUUUACCGUAUCAUUUAUUAUGGCACUGGCAUAUCUCUACAACUAUUCUGGUAUUGUUUAUACGAUUGGAUUGACUUUAUCCUCCGUUGGUCGAGCCUUCCCUUUUCUUUCUGCUUGGUUGGGAUGGUUAGCUUGUUUCCUUUCUGGUAGUGAUACAUCAGCGAAUUCUCUCUUCGGUAACCUUCAAGUGGUAGCAGCUCGAGAAAUCGGACUCUCUGCUGUGUUAAUGGCAAGUACAAAUUCCUCUGGUGCCAUUUGUUCAAAAAUGAUCUCCCCUCAAAAUCUUACUACUGGUGUUUCUACAAUUGGUUUACAUGGUAAAGAAGGUGUUAUCUUACGCCGUACGAUUUUACAUUCUAUUGGUAUGGUUUGUUUUGUGGGUGUAAUGUGUUGUGUACAACAGUAUGGUAUUCCUGGAAUCAUCCCGCCAGAAGACUACUCUCGCCCCUGAUUGAAAUUAUAGUUUUACAUGUUAUCCUUAUAAGAUUUAUAAUUAUAUUUUGUAUAUUGAUUGAUUACUUGAAUAAACAUUUUUUUUUUUUUUUU
Molecule: messenger RNA, 2057 nt
Organism: Halteromyces radiatus
Lineage: Eukaryota; Fungi; Mucoromycota; Mucoromycetes; Mucorales; Cunninghamellaceae
Product: lactate permease
Exons: 14
Coding region: 1-1962 (653 amino acids)
Biological process (GO): lactate transport
Cellular component (GO): plasma membrane
Molecular function (GO): solute:proton symporter activity; lactate transmembrane transporter activity
Source: RefSeq, a predicted model, not a curated record